Molecule: messenger RNA, 2824 nt
Organism: Daucus carota subsp. sativus
Lineage: Eukaryota; Viridiplantae; Streptophyta; Magnoliopsida; Apiales; Apiaceae
Product: potassium transporter 6
Exons: 8
Coding region: 387-2729 (780 amino acids)
Biological process (GO): potassium ion transmembrane transport
Cellular component (GO): membrane
Molecular function (GO): potassium ion transmembrane transporter activity
Source: RefSeq, a predicted model, not a curated record
GGACGUAAAUUAUUCUUCUGAAUUUUAGCUCUGUUUAGGUACAUAAACUCUAGAUGUAUGUUGGAGUUGUGUAAUAUGCUGUGUCACUCACACGCUUGGGAUGUGGCCUUAAUUUUUGUGAGUUACUUGUACUUUAUUUGUUUGUUCAACUGCUAAUUCGGCUUCAUGAUUAAACAAUCAUUUCUCAGUUGAUUAUUGUUGUGUAAGUAUAUUAUAUAUAGACACACAGAACACAGCUUAUUUGUGUUUAUUAGUUCAUUUUUAUAGAGUUUAAGUAGUUUCUUUGGAGUUCUUCUACUGGGGAAGGUGUUUCUGCAAAAGGGUCAUCUUUGAUCAAUAUAAUUCAGAGUGAAAAUGGGUUCUUCUGGGCUUUGAGGCAUUUUAAGAUGGAUCUGGAAGGUGGGCCUCAGUUGAAUCUUGCUAAGAAAGAAUCAUGGAGGACUGUACUUAUAUUGGCUUAUCAGAGUUUGGGUGUUGUAUAUGGGGAUUUGAGUACUUCCCCUUUGUAUGUAUACAAGAGUACAUUUGACGAGGACAUUGAACAUUCAGAAUCCAAUGAAGAGAUUUAUGGAGUGUUGUCUUUUGUGUUUUGGACUCUUACAUUAGUUCCUCUGCUUAAAUAUGUGUUUAUUGUACUUAGAGCUGAUGAUAAUGGUGAAGGAGGGACGUUUGCUCUGUAUUCAUUGCUGUGUAGACAUGCCAGGGUGAGUUCAUUGCCUAAUUGUCAGUUGGCAGACGAGGAUUUAUCAUCUUACAAGAAAGAACCCUCUGUCCCUGACCUGAAUGACUCGAAUAAAAUUGGGUCAAGACUUAAGUCUACUUUGGAGAGGUAUAAGGUUUUGCAGAGAUUUUUGCUUGUAUUAGCUUUGGUGGGAGCUUGUAUGGUGAUUGGUGAUGGAAUUCUCACACCUGCUCUUUCUGUAUUUUCUGCUGUGUCCGGCGUGGAGUUGGCUAUGUCCAAAGAACAUCACAAAUAUGUAGAACUUCCAGUUGCAUGUGUCAUUUUGAUUUGCUUGUUUGCCCUUCAACAUUAUGGCACCAACCGGGUGGGAUUCUUGUUUGCACCUGUUGUCAUUACAUGGCUUUUGUGCAUCAGUACUAUUGGUUUAUAUAACAUCAUUCACUGGAAUCCCCAUAUCUACAAAGCGCUCUCUCCACAUUACAUGUAUGUAUUUCUGAAAAAAACUCAAGGAGGAGGAUGGAUGUCCUUAGGAGGGAUCUUGUUGUGCAUAACAGGUUCAGAAGCUAUGUUUGCUGACUUGGGGCACUUCUCACAAUUGUCGAUACAGAUUGCUUUCACAACUGUCGUUUAUCCUUCUUUGAUCCUUGCAUAUAUGGGCCAAGCUGCUUAUCUCUCUCAGCAUCAUGUAAUGGAAAAUGACUAUCGUAUUGGAUUUUACGUUUCUGUUCCUGAGAAGUUGAGAUGGCCAGUAUUGGUGAUUGCCAUACUUGCUGCUGUAGUUGGAAGCCAAGCAAUUAUUACUGGAACAUUUUCGAUUAUUAAACAAUGCUCUUCACUUGGAUGCUUUCCUAGAGUCAAAAUAAUUCACACUUCCUCGAAGAUUCAUGGCCAGAUUUACAUACCUGAGGUCAACUGGAUUUUAAUGAUCUUAUGCUUGGCAGUUUUAAUUGGUUUCAGAGACACAAAACGCCUGGGUAACGCUUCAGGUUUGGCUGUCAUUACUGUCAUGCUGGUGACAACCUGCUUAAUGUCGCUAGUUAUUGUGUUGUGCUGGCACCGGAGCGUAUUUCUGGCAAUUUGCUUUGUAGUCUUCUUUGGAACAAUUGAAGCCCUGUACUUCUCUGCUUCUCUCAUCAAAUUUCUCGAAGGAGCUUGGGUUCCUAUUGCCCUUGCACUUAUUUUCAUGAUAAUCAUGUAUGUGUGGCAUUUCGGUACCGUCAAAAAGUACGAGUUUGAUUUCCAAAACAAGGUCUCUGUUGACUGGUUGCUCAGCUUGAGUCCUAGCCUUGGUAUAGUGCGAGUCCGUGGCAUUGGUCUUAUUCACACAGAACUUGUGUCGGGAAUCCCAGCAAUUUUCUCCCAUUUUGUCACCAACCUUCCAGCCUUCCACCAGGUUCUUAUUUUCCUGUGCGUGAAGUCUGUCCCAGUGCCACAUGUUAAUCAUGAAGAAAGGUUUCUGGUGGGACAUAUAGGCCCGAAACAGUAUAGGAUAUACAGAUGCAUUGUGAGAUAUGGUUAUCGUGAUGCUCACAAGGAUGAUGUAGCAUUUGAGAAUGAUCUUGUAUGUAGUAUAGCUGAAUUCAUAAGGACUAGAAAGAAAGAAUCCAACGGGGUGAAUGGUAACCUGGCAAACAAUGAUGAGAAAAUGUCGGUCGUUGGAACACCUUCAACUCAUUUAGACGGUGUACAAAUGUGCGAGGACAAUCUUGACGAGCCGAAAAUAGUUAGCACAUCACAGCAUGUCGAUCUAGUGUCAGCAAAGUUGAUGAAGCCUCGAAAAAGGGUAAGAUUUGUGGUACCAGAGAACCCGAAAAUCGAAAGGGAGACAGAAGAGGAAUUGCAAGACCUGAUGGAAGCUAGAGAAGCGGGGGUGGCGUAUAUUCUCGGGCACUCGUAUGUGAAAGCAAAGCAAGGAUCCAGCUUCAUGAAAAAGCUUGUAAUAAACUUUGGUUAUGAGUUUCUGAGAAGAAACUCUAGAGGACCUACUCUUGCAUUAAGUAUACCUCAAGCAUCUACGUUAGAAGUUGGAAUGGUGUAUCAUAUAUAAUGUUGAAUAUGAGAUGAUACAAUAAUGUAUUAUUGCAUGUUCACUUUUUGGAACUUCAGUAUUAUGAAUAUAGAUCAAAAGCAUUACCACUGUAA